AUGCGUUCUCUCUUCGUUGCCACGCAGCUCCUCGCCGCCGCCAUGGCGGCCGAGCCCUGGAACAACGAGGUCGACACCGGCUUCGAGAUCUACCUCGCCAGCACCAACUUCACCGAGGGCACGCAGCCCCUCCUCAAGGACAUCCGCGCCCUGCCCGACUUCGACUUCGCCGCCCGCCAGAAGCUCGACAACCAGAAGUACUCCUUCUACCGCACCGGCACCGCCGGCGAGUUCAGCUACCGCCACAACCUCGACGUCUGGCAAAAGGUCCAGCUGCGCUCCAAGCACCUGAGCGACGUCACCAAGCUGAACGAGACCAUGGCCACCACCAUCCUGGGCUACAACUUCAGCGCCCCCGUCUUCAUCGCCCCCGCCGCCCGCGGCAUCUACGGCGACGAGGCCGCCGAGCUGAACCUCGUCCGCGCCGCCGGCAACGAGAAUAUCCUGUACAUCCCGUCCAUGUACGCCUCCAAGUCCAUCGAGGAGAUCGCCGCCGGCAAGUCCAACGGCACCCUCAACGGGCCCCAGGUCAUCUUCCAGCAGAUCUACACCAACGCCAACCUCUCCGUCACCUGGGAGAACAUCCGCCGCGCCGAGCGCACCGGCGCCAAGGCCAUCGUCUGGACCAUCGACGCCCCCGGCGACUCGGUCCGCCACCGCGCCGCCCGCUACGACACCACCAACGCCAACUCCGUCUCCUCGGCCCUCACCUGGGACAUCUACGACCAGAUGAGGAACCACACGACCCUGCCCAUCAUCCUCAAGGGCAUCACCACCGCCGAGGAGGCCCUCCUCGCCGUCGAGAAGGGCGCCAAGGCCAUCUACAUCUCCAACCACGGCGGCCGCCAGCUCGACCACACCCCGGGCCCCCUCGAGAUCGCCUACGAGAUCUACCGCAACGCCCCCGAGGUCUUCCAAAAGGUCGACGUCAUCGCCGACAGCGGCGUCCGCUACGGCAACGACGUGCUCAAGCUGCUCGCCCUCGGCGUCAAGGCCGUCGGCAUGGGCCGCCCCUUCAUGUACGCCAACUGCUACGGCCUCGAGGGCGUCACCAAGGCCAUCAACAUCAUCAAGACCGAGAUCGUCCGCGAUGGCGCGCAGAUGGGCGUCACCGACGUCCACAACAUCAGCAUGAGCUUCCUCAACACCCGCCAGCUCGAGCAAAACGUCUACCUUUUUGACAAGGAGUAA
Colletotrichum higginsianum IMI 349063 is the source of this 1191-nucleotide messenger RNA. Its product is annotated as Peroxisomal (S)-2-hydroxy-acid oxidase. The transcript is spliced from 2 exons. The record is from RefSeq and is a predicted model, not a curated record. NCBI's taxonomy places the organism in Eukaryota, Fungi, Ascomycota, Sordariomycetes, Glomerellales, Glomerellaceae. Bases 1 to 1191 code for a protein of 396 amino acids. Gene Ontology annotation, molecular function: oxidoreductase activity; FMN binding.